Molecule: messenger RNA, 3041 nt
Organism: Eufriesea mexicana
Lineage: Eukaryota; Metazoa; Arthropoda; Insecta; Hymenoptera; Apidae
Product: 116 kDa U5 small nuclear ribonucleoprotein component
Exons: 8
Coding region: 95-3037 (980 amino acids)
Biological process (GO): mRNA splicing, via spliceosome
Cellular component (GO): U4/U6 x U5 tri-snRNP complex; U2-type catalytic step 2 spliceosome; cytosol
Molecular function (GO): GTPase activity; GTP binding; U5 snRNA binding
Source: RefSeq, a predicted model, not a curated record
UUACGAGUGUAAUCAAUUGUAAAGUUGAUUAAGUAUUUUUGUGCUGUUAUUCGAGCAAUAUUAAUUGUAUUUAAGUAAAUAAAAACAAAGAACCAUGGAUGCAGAUUUGUAUGACGAAUUCGGCAAUUAUAUCGGCCCUGAUUUAGCCUCUGAUAGCGAAGAUGAAAAUGAAUAUGGAAACGCAGGAGACGAUGCAGAAGACAGGGAACGUUCCGACGAGGAGAUGGAAGAGGACAAGGAUGAAAAUAGAGAACAAUCAGACCAAGGAAAUUCUAUGGCAGUUGUGUUGCACGAGGAUAAAAGAUAUUAUCCAAGUGCUUUAGAAGUCUAUGGACCAGAGGUAGAAACAUUAGUACAAGAAGAAGAUGCACAACCGUUAGAUAAACCACUAAUUGCGCCAACAAGAAAACCAAAGUUUCAAAUAAAACAGCAACAACUUCCAGAAACCACUUAUAGCAUAGAAUUUUUAGCAGAUAUGAUGGAUGCACCACAUCUCAUACGUAACGUUGUUCUACUUGGUCACUUACAUCAUGGCAAAACUACUUUGGUCGAUUGUCUAGUGAGGCAAACUCACCCGUAUUUGCACAGUGUAACAGAUGAAAAACCUUUAAGGUAUACAGAUACGUUAUUCACGGAGCAACAGCGAGGAGUAUCGACAAAAGCAACACCGGUGACUUUGUUGCUACAAGACGUGAAGUCAAAGUCGUAUCUUUUAAAUAUAUUCGAUACACCCGGUCACGUAAAUUUUUCCGACGAGGCGACAGCAGCGAUACGUUUAUCCGAUGGAGCGAUACUGAUCGUCGACGCAGCCGAAGGCGUUAUGUUGAACACGGAACGUUUACUGAAACAUGCCCUUCAGGAAAAACUUGCGUUAACCGUUUGCAUAAAUAAGAUAGACCGACUCAUUCUAGAACUAAAAUUGCCCCCCUUAGACGCGUACUAUAAAUUAAGGCACAUCAUCGAAGAAAUUAAUGGAUUAAUAGCAUUAUACUCAGAUUCCGAAAAUCCCUCUUUCGUAUCACCUGCAAUUGGGAAUGUAUGUUUCGCCAGUUCGGAAUAUAAUGUCUGUUUCACCCUCAAAUCCUUCGCGGCGCUUUACGCUAAGACCCACCCCUUGCUUAACGCCAACGAAUUUGCGAAACGAUUAUGGGGUGACAUUUACUUCAACUCGAAAACGCGAAAGUUCACGAAGAAACCACCGCAUAAUACGGCACAACGCAGUUUCAUCGAAUUCAUUCUCGAGCCAUUGUAUAAGAUCUUUGCGCAAGUUGUCGGUGACGUCGACACAACGCUACCCGAUGUACUCGAUGAGUUAGGCAUAAGACUAACGUCCGAAGAAAUGAAAAUGAACAUUAGACCUCUGUUGAGAUUGGUAUGCACGCGCUUUUUGGGUGAUAUGUGCGGAUUGGUCGAUAUGUGCGUAGCUCACGUUCCUAGUCCUCAGUCUCACGCACCGGUUAAAGUUCAACACGUAUACACAGGGUCUAUGGAUUCAUCCCUUGCGCAGGACAUGAUCAAUUGCGAUCCUGACGGCAGAUUAAUGAUUCACAGCACGAAAAUGUAUCCUACCGAGGACUGUACCCUGUUCGUAGUCCUCGGAAGGGUAAUGUCAGGCACUCUCGAAGCGGGACAACGCGUCCGCGUAUUAGGCGAAGCGUACUCGCGUACGGACGAGGAGGAUUCUCGGGUUUUAACCGUGGGAAGGUUGUGGAUUAGCGAAGCACGCUAUUCGAUCGAGCUGAACCGAGUUCCCGCGGGCAACUGGGUUCUUAUCGAGGGCAUAGACAGACCCAUAGUAAAGACAAGUACGAUUACGGACCUGAGUAACUCGGACGACCUUCACAUCUUCCGGCCGCUGAAAUUCAAUACACAGAGUGUAAUAAAAAUUGCCGUGGAACCUGUCAACCCUUCGGAAUUGCCAAAGAUGUUAGACGGUCUGAGAAAAGUGAACAAAAGCUAUCCUCUGUUGGGUACCAGGGUCGAAGAAAGUGGCGAACACGUGGUCUUAGGUACCGGUGAAUUGUACUUGGAUUGCGCGAUGCACGACUUACGUCGUAUGUAUUCGGAAAUCGAUAUAAAAGUGGCCGACCCUGUGGUUGCUUUCGCGGAGACGGUGGUAGAAACGAGUUCUCUCAAGUGUUUCGCCGAGACACCCAAUAAACGGAACAAGUUAACGAUGAUCGCCGAGCCACUUGAGAGAGGUCUUGCAGAGGACAUCGAGGCCGAGCACGUUAAAAUCACGUGGAACAAAAAACGACUAGGAGAAUUCUUUCAAACCAAGUACGACUGGGAUUUGCUAGCGGCGCGAAGUAUAUGGGCGUUUGGUCCUGAUGCCACGGGUCCGAAUAUCCUGGUCGACGAUACUUUACCAUCGGAAGUGGAUAAAACGUUAUUGAACAGCGCUCGCGACGCCAUUAUUCAAGGUUUCCAAUGGGGUACUCGAGAAGGCCCCCUGUGCGAGGAACCGAUUCGAAACGUAAAGUUCAAAAUUUUGGACGCCGUAAUCGCGCAGGAACCUCUCCAUCGUGGAGGUGGUCAAAUAAUUCCAACCGCCAGGAGAGUAGCCUAUUCCGCCUUCCUCAUGGCAACGCCCAGGCUGAUGGAGCCCUAUUUGUUCGUGGAGGUUCAAGCGCCUGCGGACUGCGUUUCGGCGGUGUAUACCGUGUUGGCUAAAAGGAGAGGUCACGUGACUCAAGACGCUCCCGUUCCCGGAAGUCCCCUAUACACCAUCAAAGCGUUCAUUCCGGCAAUCGAUAGCUUCGGUUUCGAGACCGACUUGCGAACCCACACGCAAGGCCAGGCAUUCUGUCUGUCCGUGUUUCACCACUGGCAAAUCGUACCUGGUGACCCGUUGGACAAGAGUAUCACGAUUCGUCCUCUCGAGCCACAACCAGCCACACAUUUAGCUAGAGAAUUUAUGUUGAAAACCAGAAGGCGGAAGGGACUCUCGGAGGACGUGUCCAUCAACAAGUUCUUCGACGAUCCUAUGUUGCUCGAAUUAGCCAGACAAGACGUUUUACUCAAUUAUCCCCUAUAAAUGA